Messenger RNA from Argiope bruennichi, 614 nucleotides. RefSeq lists its product as uncharacterized. Bases 68 to 475 code for a protein of 135 amino acids. The record is from RefSeq and is a predicted model, not a curated record. The transcript is spliced from 6 exons. Lineage: Eukaryota; Metazoa; Arthropoda; Arachnida; Araneae; Araneidae.
GUACGGAUAUUUCACAUCAGAACUGCUUUGCUACUCUAAACUAUCGCAUUAGAUUUGGAUUCCAAAAAUGAAUACAUUUAUUAUUCUCACAAUUUCUUUUGCUGUUUUGGCAUCUUGUAGGGCCGAUGAUGACGACAAAGAAAAGAGGAGGGAAAGAGUUGUGUCUUUUUACAAGUGUAUCUCUUGUGGAUCUAAAGAAGCCAUCACAGCGUAUGAGAAAUGUGCUCAAUUGAAACCUGAGAAGAGCAAGAUUCAUCUUGAAGAAUGCCUGAAAAAAGUGCUACCGGAAGAAAUACUAGAGGACGAUUCAAAGCGUUGGGAUUAUUUUUGUCAAAAUCCAGCAUCCCUUGGAAAAACCUUUGACUGCUUGUUCAUUGAAGAGUACUUCAAAUCGCUGACUGAUGAAGAUUUAGCAGCAUUGAUGAAAUUCAAAGACUGUGCAAAAGGAAUUAAAGAACAGUACUGCAAAGAGUAAAGAGGCAAAGAGAUAUUUUAUAUAAAUUUUAUAUCGAUGUUAUUUUAUUAUUUCAGAAUAUGUUUAUGAUAAAAGAGUUUUAUAUAGUAGUACUGUAAAGAUUUUUAUGAAUAAUAAAAGUAUAUCUAGAUUAUAAAAA